Messenger RNA from Arvicola amphibius (Eurasian water vole), 8907 nucleotides. It is a transcript of the gene Adgrg4, whose product is annotated as adhesion G protein-coupled receptor G4. The record is from RefSeq and is a predicted model, not a curated record. Gene Ontology annotation, cellular component: membrane. Gene Ontology annotation, molecular function: G protein-coupled receptor activity. Lineage: Eukaryota; Metazoa; Chordata; Mammalia; Rodentia; Cricetidae. Gene Ontology annotation, biological process: cell surface receptor signaling pathway; adenylate cyclase-activating G protein-coupled receptor signaling pathway. The transcript is spliced from 22 exons. Bases 1 to 8907 code for a protein of 2968 amino acids.
AUGCCUGAACUCAGCCGUCUCACAGCGUGCAUUGAUCUGAUAUCCAUGACUGACAGCUCCCAUCACUGGACGGCUUUCUCUUAUAUUACUAAUAAUACUCUCCUGGGAAGAGAAGAUAUAGACCUUGGACUUGCGGGAGACCAGCAGCAGCUGAUCCUGUACAACUUUGGCAAGACCUUUUCCAUGAGCUAUUGCCUGACUCCGCUUCACUGGCACACCAUGUGCUUGACAUGGGAUGGGGUGAGGGGCAGAUUAGAGCUCUUCCGGAACAGAGAAAGGAUACUUGCAAUAAUGGACCAGCCACACAGUCUGCCUUCUGGUGGGACUUUGGUCAUAGGGCACUUUCCCAGGAAUGGAGAGAGCCCAAUUAAAACUAUGGUACCUCGCUUUACCGGUAGCUUGUAUUACUUUCAGCUCUGGGACCGCAUCCUGGAAAAUGAGGAGUUUAUGACAUGCUUAUAUGGAAACGUAGUUAGCUGGGAAGAUGACGUUUGGCUCAUGCACAAGAUAAGUCCAACUGUUGACAGGAGACUGCGCUGUCUUGUUUCUGAAAAUAUGACAAUUCAAGAAAGAAGUACAACUGUUUCCCAGCAAAUAGACUUAACAACUCCUUCUCAAAUUACUGGGCUAAAUGCACGGAAAACUGUACAUCUGUCUACAGUGUCACCAGAAAGCAGGCCUAUCUCUACAGUCAGUCAUGCAGCUAUAUCACAUUCUAAUACAAUACCCUCACCUCUAGCUACAGUGAGUGUAUCAAAAGAUUUAAAGACAUCUAUGGCUCAGACAGCUCCAUUUUCAGAUAGCUUGUUUACUUCAACUGCCAUCCCUCCGCCUACCCAGAGCACACCCAUUCCUGCUGCUACUGACUCCAUGAAAGUAACUCAAUACCCACAUUUAGGAAAAACAAAGACAACAAAAGUAGUGGAGGUCAUGGCUACCGAAACCUUUCAUCUAACUACAGCUGCUGAUUUCUUUGACACAUCUGGAAUUACCAAGAAUUUUAUUGUACCUGAAACUUUAACAUCUAAAUUCCAGUCAGCUGUUGGGAAGACAACUUUAUUCUUGGUGACUGAGUCAACAUCCAUGUCUACAACACCUUGGUCCAAACACAAGCACACAGAUGUUGCUACACUCCCUACCUCUAAAUCUGGGCAAGAAUUUCUUGUAUCUCCAGCUUCCAGAACUGCGCCUUGGUCCACACUAGAAGAGACUUCAGCUAUUGCUACUGACAUUGGAAUUGUAUCAACCUUCCCUACAGACUCUCUGCUCACCUCCACAGCUGCUCCCAUGAAUUCUGUUUUUCCCGGAAAUCAUGUGGCAUCUACCUUGUCAACAACUAAUGCAGAAAUGGCAUUCACCCAUUCAGUGUUGCCUAUGAAGACCACAUCUGCCCUAAGAACAACGAAAACAGAGUCAGUACCUACAAAUUUCCAAGAUGUCUCUUCAUCCAAAAUGGAGGAUGCUAUAUCUACCCCUAUGACUAAAGAGACCUCUCCUAUGGCCUUUUCUUCCACUAAAUCCUCUCCAGUCAUUGGAAAUCAGGGUGUACUGACAGUUGAUACUGAGAGUACACAUCUAGCCUUAACUCCCACAACCAAACUUGUCCCUCCCUUGGCCGAAACUUCACUAUUCCCUACCAUGGAAGGGCUAGUACACACCCAGAAUACACCCACAACUGAUGAGCCCAUGCUCACUUUGAUUUCUACUGAGUCAUCUUUUACAUAUAAUGCGUCUGAAUCAGGUCUCACAUCUGUAACUGAGAAAACUGACUAUCAGUUCUUCACCACCUGGACUCCAGAGCCAGAUCAGACACUGUUGACCUCUAGGAAUACAACCACUACACCUGCAUUCAUGCCUAAUGAAAAUCUUACAUCAUCAUUCCAAGAUAAUAUUGCUAAAAUAGACAAUUCAUCCAUGACAAUUAAUGUCACUCUACUUGAAACAUCCACAGACAGCAAGGGUACCACCAAUUCUGAUGCUACCACUGUCAGGUAUACAAUAGCUCCAACCAAACCAACAUCCCAGUGGCUUAGUAAUUUCUCCAGUGUUGCUGGAAUCACAUCUAUAACUAGUCAGCCUGAGUCUAAACUCACCACCUUCUUAUGGAAAAGCAACUCCAAGCCCACAGUAGCUGCAAAUGAACUUCCCUCAAUACCAAGGGAGACAGUUGCUCCACCAGUGGCUAUAUCUACCCUCACUGCCAUUAAGUCAAAUUUUUCUACUGAGAAGAGCACUUCUGAGACAGCACAGAUAUAUACAAAUGGUAUGAGCACAUUUGGUGAUACUAUGGUCCCCCAACCAAUAUCUGCGACAACACAGAGAUUCCAUACCACUGUGACAAAAGAAACCACUUCCCAUCAUCCUAAGGUAAAAUCAACUAUAGCAGCAGUAGCUGAGGUUUCUCCAUUUGCAGCAAUGCUGGAAGCAACAGAUGAAUCAGCGCAAAUGGUGACAGCUUCCGUCACUGCUUCCCCCUUUCCAGAUAUAGACAAAUUGACUACUGCAUCGAGUAACCAAACUGCAACUACUGGGAUGGGAGUAAGCUGUUUUUCAACAAAACUGAUGCAAAGCACACCUAAGAGUUCAUACAAUAGAACUCCAGAACCCUUUAACUCAACCCAUACCUAUACAGUGCACAGGACUGCAGAGACAUCUGAGGGGAACUCAGCUUCAUCACCCAUUUCUCCGAGCACCCAGACACUCCCUGAACUUCUGGGUUCUUCCACAAGGAUAAUGGGAGCCACUUUCUCUACUACUUCUUCACAGAAGACAGCUCUUUCUUUCUCUCCUUAUAUCUCGCCUCCACAGACUGCAGCGACUCAUUCCUCAGAAGUCCCUCAACCCACUACCCACAAGUUCUCACUGCCAGUUAAUGUCUCUGCUGUCACCUCUCCUGCCACCACUAUGGUGUUGUUCUCUGAGACCAAGGUUACCCUGCCUCAGCCUUCUACUUUGGCCAGGGAUGUCACAACAUCUAUGCUCUCAGUUGGCUCUCCUCCACCAACAGGGGCAAUGACCACAGCAGUGGUGCCACCAGCGAGCCCAGCAGCGUCCACAGCCAGUGAUAUCUUACCUACCCACAGUGACUCACUUCUUACCAUGUCAGGAGUCACAACCGUCCCUUCCUCAACAGCACCCAUGGCAGUUUCCUCACUGAGACCUCCCACUCCUGUGAUAACUAAGGCUGUAACCACCCUCCCCUCGAUCUCAGCUGACCCAGGAAGUCCAUCGGUACACACUCUUGUCUGCUCAAGACCUCCCGCUAAGAACAUUACUCUUGUUUCCUCUACUUACGCUAACUCUACCACAUCUACAUUGGUAGCAACACCAUCUGGAUCUCAAGUUGAGGAUUCCACGCAUGUUUUUAGCUCUCCCUAUACUUUUAGUAGCAGCGGAGAUGUUGGUAUGGCUUCUAGACCCGCAGAGACAUCUACUGGUAGUGAGACCGUGUCCCUCCACACCUUUGUCAAUAAGCUUACUACCUCAGCAGAAACCAAAUCUACCGCAUAUUUUGUAAACGCACCCGUCUCCACCCAGUUGGCGGCUGCAACCUCUAUGUUAUCUUCUGAGAAAGAACAGACCAAAACCUCCAUGGGGCAAAUCCCCAGAACUACAAGGGUGGCAGAAAUUUCCCCAUCCAAGACUUCCUUUAUUUCGGACUCCCAGGGCACCUUCCCUUGGGAAAUGACAGACACAGAACUUUCAGAGACCACAGAGAUCUCCAGCCAUCAAACACAUUUGCCAUCCGAGAUUCUACCUGGGAAUCCAGCUUCUCUGAAUUUCGCCACAUCUUCUUCUGGGAGCACACAGACCACAGAAACCUUGACCUCAAGUACCAUAAUAGGUCUUCAUGUUUCAGAAGGGUCAACUAGUCUUGAGGAAACAGCACUCCCUUCACAAGUUCAGAUAAUAACCAAGUCUUUGUCUCCUGAUAAAGAAAGGACAAGUGCCCUUUUGGAAUAUCCUCCCUCUGCUGUGACUCAUUCAGACACAAGUCACCAGGCUAUUUCAUCCGUAGACGCCACAACUUCCAGGACAGCUAGAACAUCCCAUCCUGUGCUCAUUAACACAACUCUUUCACACCUUCUUUUAUCAAAGACACAACCUGAGUCAACAUGGAUUGCUUCUUCCACUUCUGAAAGCACACAGACUUUCCCUAAGUCCUUCUCUACUCUCACACCUGGACCACUUGACACCAAUUUUACAAUGAUCACUCGCGAUGGGAGCACCACCGUCUUUUCUGUUCCAAAUAAACCUAUAAACUUUCCUGGGGAGAUCUCUAUGGGAACGUCCACUCCUAUUCACCAGAUGUCUUCAUUGCCACUCAGCAUUACUACCUUCACCCCUAAAAAGGUUUCUGACACCCCUAUGAUACUAAUGACUAAGUCUUUCCGAACAACAAACUCAGGCCAUUUGAAAAGUGUCUCUAUAGGUACUUCAGGACUGAAGUCUGAGAAGUCAUCAAUGCCAGUUAAUAACUCUGUUUUCUCAACUACAGUGGUUUCUUCUGACACCCCCACAAGACUUUGGGCAUUCUCUUCUUCAUUGUCUUCAUCUCCCCCUAAGCCUACAAAAAACACUCAAGCAUCGACUUUGGGUACCACACCAGUAUCGUAUGCUGGACCUACUUCACAAAGCACAGUGGUUUCCCCUACUUUCACUAAUUCAGAAGAGGUAGAGGUGCCAUUUAAGAAUACAACUGCACCCGCUUCCUCUCCAACAGAGCUGGAUUUUUCAUCUAUGAAAACUAGUCCAACCGUUAUGGUGUCUGGGACAGUGACUUCAGUUAUAGAUGCCACUUCGUCCUCUCCGCUCAGUUCUAGGAAUACUGAAGCCAUUUCCUUCACCCCAAAGACCAUGUUUUCUUUGUUACUUUCAACAACCCAGCAACCAUCACAAGAAAAUGAGGCUACUACUCUGGACAUGUUGCCUGGGAUUACCAACAAUUCCCCAUCUUCUGAGAGUGGUGGAGAGACAGAGCUCAUUAAUACCUAUUCAGCAACUACCAUCCCUGCAAGUGGGCUUUCAUCUAAACCUUCAGAUAGUUUUUAUACUUCCUUGAAUAUUCAGGUUUCCCCAUCUUUGACUAACUUUAAAGGCACCCCUACACCUACAGAAGGUGCAGAGUCCACACAGAUCCACCUUUCCAGCGACACAGGAAAGAUGACUUCCUCGUCAGAAACUAUUUUGCUAACCAGUGACCUAACAAGUAGCAAUGGAUGUGUGGUUACUCCUGCUUUAUACCCUUCACGGACCCAACCUCCUGGAACUCCACCUUCUUUGGUAUCGUUUCUUUACUCACCUCAUAGCACUGAGGCCAAGUUUCCCCUUACAUCUCAAAUGGCUGAGUUCCCAGCACAGGGAACAAGAAUCACACCUGGGAUUACCCAGUCUCUACCUACAGCCUCCAGAAACAUGGCCGGAGGUGAAGAAGACACCCCGCUUCCAGUUUUCACAAUUAGUGUAAUGACAGCAGACAGAGUGGAAACAGAAAGACCUCACUUUACUCUUGGGACUUCAUCAACAUUGCAGAUUGGUCUGGUCUCUAGAGACAGUGAGACAAUGCCAUCGAUUUUCACAUCAGAAAGCCUUCCUACUUUUGGGCUAUCUGAGAAUACUUCCUUAUCAAUAUCUUCCACAGUUCUCCCUACCACGUUGGCUGCCAUUUCCAGGGCUACCUCUCCAACUAGGAGUUUAUCUAGUCUCCCUCCAGGCUCUCUGGCAUCUGUAUCUAAUCCUUCGCAUCUUCUAACUUCCCCUGCAGGAGAAAUGGCAGAAUCGAUAUUUUCAGUUUCAGACACAAUAGCAGCAUCCCCUGACUUUCCAAUAGUAUCCUUUUCGGAUGGAAGCACCACUCCCACCCAAAGCACUCCUCCAGCUACACUAGGUGUCAUCGCUGCUGACUCUCUGACUUCUCUGCUCACAGCUACAAAAGCCAAAGGUGAAAGUCCAUACACGUCUACAUCCCUUGAAUCAUCCCCCAGGGCUACUGCGGCUCAUAACUCCAGGACUACGUCUGAAUUCACGUCCUUUAGCAGAAAGAGUACAUCACCUGUAAGCAGUCACGACCUGUCUACUGCAUCCACAGCUAUAGGGCCCUCAUUUCCACUGCUGUCUGCUGAGAUGACCCAUCCUUCUACAGCGACUGGGUCUUCAUUAAUCUCUUCAUCUUUUAAGUCAACUUGGGUAGACUCCACGUUUUCCUUUCUGUUUUCACAAGCAUCUACUUCGCCAAUUGCUACAGUGUCUACAGUUUCCUUCUACAAUAUCAAAAUUACCUUCUCUGUGUUUGAUGAAGAGCCAAGAGUCCUUCUUACCACUGCUAUACAUGACUUUACAAAAGAUUGGUUGAAUUAUAUGCUUCAAAACAGCGAAUUUUCUCUUGCUAACUUGACUAUUCAAAUCAUAAGCAGAAAGACUUCUGAAGAAGAGGUGGCCAUGUACAGACAUAUUUUGGAACAGAAAAAUGGGCAAGGAAUGGCCGCAAUUUUUCAUGUACCAUACAGUUGUGCCUGUUGGGUCAUUAUAAAAGCCAAUUCCUCUUUGGAACCAGCAGAACUGAUCAGCAGAAUCCGAAUGAAGAUAUACGGGAACCUCACACAUGCGAACUUCAUACAAGAUCAAUUGACUCUGCUGGUAAAGUCUGACCGUGUUGCAGUGGAAAAGCUAGAGCCAGGAAAAUGCGAAACAGAUGAAACGCCUUCGAAAUACAAAGGGACAUAUAAGUGGCCAUUAACUGACCCUACGGAGACAGCCCAAGUAAGGUGCAUUAAAAAUGAGAAUGGGAAUGCCACAAGAAUCUGUGCUAUCAACACCCAAACUGGCAAGUGUCAAUGGGAAAAACCAAGAUUUAAGCAAUGCAAACUGCUUCAAGAACUCCCUGAUAAGAUUGUGGACCUUGCUAAUAUUACCAUAAGCGAUGAGAAUGCAGACGAUGUCGCAGAGCACAUUUUAAAUCUGGUGAACGAGUCUACAGCUCUGGAUGAAGAAGAGACAAAGAUUAUUGUUUCUAAAGUAACUGAUAUUUCCAACUGUGAUGAUAUAAGUGCCAACCUAACCCAGAUGAUACUCCAAAUCAUCAGCAUAGUGACGGAGAAGCAAAGCGACUCAGCUUCCAACCUGCCUCCAGUAAGCAAUAAGAUCCUGAGGAUAAUUGAGCGUGCUGGUCACAAGAUGGAGUUUGUGGGGAGAACGGCAAAUCUCACUGUGGCCAGACUGGCUUUGGCUGUGUUACGGGUGGACCACAUGUUUGAAGGUAUGGCCUUCAGCAUCCACGCCUCUGAAGAAGUCACAACCCCCCAGAUUUUCCUCGGCAGCAUCCCUGUAAGGAGGGUUUUGGCUUCCAUAUAUUUGCCUAAAUCGUUGGGAGAAAAAGUUCCUGUUAAUGGCUUAGAAACCAUCUUGUUUAAUUUUUUUGGUCAAACCUCGCUCUUUAAGGCUAAAACUACUGCAUUAAUGACAUAUGUUGUGAGUGCAAGCAUGUCAAAUAUGUCAAUUCAAAACUUGGCUGAUCCAGUGAUUAUCAUUCUGAAGCAUAUUCAAGGAAACUGGAAUUAUGAUCAAGUUUACUGUGCCUUUUGGGAUUUUGACACCAACAAUGGGCUAGGUGGAUGGAAUUCAUCAGGCUGUGAAGUAAAGGAAAGCAACGUAAAUUACACAAUCUGUCAGUGUAACCACCUCACCCACUUUGGAGUUUUAAUGGAUUUGUCCAGGUCUACGGUGGAUGCGGUGAACGAACGGAUAUUAGUGAUUAUAACGUACACAGGAUGUGGGAUCUCCUCCAUUUUCCUGGGGAUUGCAAUGGUGACAUACAUAGCUUUCCACAAACUUCGAAAAGAUUAUCCUUCCAAAAUCCUGAUCAACCUGUGCACAGCGUUGCUGAUGCUCAACCUAGCAUUCCUGGUUAAUUCCUGGCUGGCAUCAUUUCAGAAUGUGGGACUAUGCAUCACAGCUGCCUUGGCACUUCAUUACUUUCUGCUUGUGUCUUUGACGUGGAUGGGGCUGGAGGCAGUCCACAUGUACUUUGCUCUAGUCAAAGUCUUCAAUACAUACAUUCCAAAUUAUAUCCUGAAACUUUGUCUAGCUGGUUGGGGAAUCCCAGCAAUCACGGUGGCCAUUAUACUCAGCAUAAGAAAAGACCUGUAUGGAACUCUGAACCCAGCGACUCUGUUCUGUUGGAUUAAAGAUGACCGCAUCUUUUACAUCUCGGUGGUGGCUUAUUUUUGCCUCAUAUUUCUCACGAAUCUCUCCAUGUUCUGCACCGUUCUCGUUCAAUUGACUUCAGUGAAAUCCCAAAGCCAGAAGACCCGGAAGAAGAUGAUCCUGAAUGACCUCAGAGGCACAAUCAGCCUGACGUUCCUUCUUGGCCUCACCUGGGGCUUUGCCUUUUUUGCCUGGGGACCUGUGAGGAUCUUUUUCAUGUAUCUUUUUGCCAUCUGUAAUACUUUGCAAGGGUUCCUCAUUUUUGUGUUUUACUGUGUGAUGAAGGAGAGUGUGCGGGAGCAAUGGCACACGCACCUCCGCUGCCGAUGGCUUUGGCUGGGCAACUUUUCUGGUAAGACGUUUGGGAUACAUAUUAGGUAUAAACAGAAGAAACUGAAGAAAACCCAUGAGUCCAAAUUAUUGACACCAUCGCUCAAGUCAACAAUAACCAAUUCCACUUUCAAGUCUAUGGGAUCUGUGCCCACCACUCCUUCAGAAAUAAACUUCCCAAAUGGUAACUUUGAUGAUGGUCCCUAUACUUCCUCUUCCUUGGAUUGUGAAGCUGCACCAACUUCUAUAAGAAGAGCAUUGACCGCAGAAAUCAAAACAAAUUCCGUUCAGAAACCAAGGUCAUUUUCAAGAAAUGUUAGCAGAGAUGCUCACCUGACUCCCGGCCCUGGACUGGGGGAAAUGUUCAAUUUGUGA